AUGUCUGCCCUCUUCAACUUCCAGUCCCUGCUACUGGUCAUCCUCCUCUUCAUCUGCACAUGCUCCUAUACGCAUGGCGUCUUCCCUGCUAUCAUGGAUAAGCACAAGGAUGNNGGUAUCUUGACUUUUCUGUUCUCAAACCUUGAACCUUUUGCUGAUAUUCGGUCAAGUUUCACGUCCGUAUUCUGGAGAGCAGCACGUGUUGGCGAGCGUCUGAGUCCAUACAUCAGUGUCUGCUGCGUCGUCAUGGCCGGCAGAAUCUUCAUUGGACAAUAA
Aureobasidium vineae is the source of this 276-nucleotide messenger RNA. Lineage: Eukaryota; Fungi; Ascomycota; Dothideomycetes; Dothideales; Saccotheciaceae. The record is from the annotation of a GenBank genome assembly.